CUUAGCUAGUGAAGGAAAAAAAUUGGUUUCAAAUCAGUAACUGGAUUAGAUUCCGAAUAUAUUUAAUUGAUUAUAUUAGAAUUGAUUUGGACAAGGAUUAAGGUCCGAAUGAAUAAAUCAAUAAAAUUUAUGUGUUUGUACUAAGACUGAUUUUAAAACAGGUUUUAAACUGUUAAAAAUUUGUGCUUCAGCUCAGAUUUAAUUGGGUUUGAUUCGGGUUUAAGAAAGAGUUUUGCCACCCCUACUUAAAACAUAACCCUCUCUGCCUCUGUGUUUGCUCAAUCUCUGUUAUCCAUGGCGUCUACUUUUGUGACAUUCCCAAAGCCCUUCGCUGUUAGCAGAACCAGUGCUCCAUUUCCCUCUCAACAGAGACUUCUCGGAUUUCGGAGAAGUUCGUUGAGAAUCAAUGCUGUAGCUCAGAAAUGGGAACCGGCGAAGGUUGUUCCACAGGCUGCUAGUGUUCUUAUCCGUCUUGAGGAGCUACCCGAGAAAUCUGCUGGUGGUGUAUUGUUGCCCAAAUCUGCUGUCAAGUUUGAGCGGUAUCUGAUGGGGGAGAUACUCUCAGUUGGUGCCGAGGCUGGGCAAAGUGUGGAAGCUGGAAAGAAGGUUCUUUUUUCAGACAUAAAUGCAUAUGAGGCUGAUUUGGGAACAGAUUCUCGGCACUGCUUUUGCAAGGCUAGUGACUUAUUGGCUGUGGUCGAGUAAAGAACUCGGCAUCUCCACAAAAUUUCUGGAGUUCACCUUCCAUUGAUCAAGAUGUUUGUUUCUGCACAUCCAUGAGAGUUACUCUAUUGUAGGACCUUUAACCUACUUGGCUCUUUUAUAGUUCUUGUUAUAUGGGAAUAAUACCCUUCUUAUGGUCACUGAUAAUGAUUCUUUUGCAUUGACAGCUGAUAUCUGUAUCUAUUAUUUUUUUGC
Molecule: messenger RNA, 918 nt
Organism: Tripterygium wilfordii
Lineage: Eukaryota; Viridiplantae; Streptophyta; Magnoliopsida; Celastrales; Celastraceae
Product: 10 kDa chaperonin 1, chloroplastic-like
Exons: 7
Coding region: 295-705 (136 amino acids)
Cellular component (GO): mitochondrial matrix
Molecular function (GO): ATP binding; protein folding chaperone; metal ion binding
Source: RefSeq, a predicted model, not a curated record